This is a messenger RNA of Aspergillus clavatus NRRL 1, 1326 nucleotides long. Its product is annotated as TDT family transporter. Gene Ontology annotation, biological process: sulfite transmembrane transport; transmembrane transport. NCBI's taxonomy places the organism in Eukaryota, Fungi, Ascomycota, Eurotiomycetes, Eurotiales, Aspergillaceae. Gene Ontology annotation, molecular function: sulfite transmembrane transporter activity. The record is from RefSeq and is a predicted model, not a curated record. Gene Ontology annotation, cellular component: plasma membrane. The transcript has 6 exons. Bases 1 to 1326 code for a protein of 441 amino acids.
AUGAGUAGAGGCCGUGGCGAAUCGCCAUGGAAUGACCGUCGCUCAAGCGAAACGCACCAUGAGCCCUUCUCUCCAAGUGAAUUAUCUACCUGCGGCCUGGAGCCAGUCAACGAGGAGCCUGAGGUGUCCAAGCAUGAGAUAGGAUGGCGUUAUGUCGUCCGAAAUUUCACUCCCGCAUGGUUUUCGGCCAACAUGGGCACAGGGAUUGUCUCGAUCCUGCUCAAUACACUGCCGUACAAUGGUAGAUGGCUCUAUUGGAUCUCCGUAGUCAUUUUCGUCUUGAAUAUUCUGCUGUUCCUCGUCUUCUUAAUCUGCAGUCUGCUGCGCUAUAUCGUGUAUCCAGACAUCUUCUCGGUCAUGGUCAGGCAUCCUGUGCAGUCGCUCUUCCUCGGGACAUUUCCCAUGGGCCUGGCCACUAUCAUCAAUAUGAUUUGUUUAGUGUGUGUUCCGGCCUGGGGUUCCUGGGUUGCUUAUGUGGCUUGGGGACUUUGGAUUGCGGAUGCAGUCAUAUCCGUCAUGACUUGCUUUGCCCUUCCGUUCAUCAUGUGGGUGAAAAACGAAAGUACGCUCCCCUCCAUGGGCCCGGCGUGGUUGUUGCCCAUCGUAGCCUGUGUUGUCGCGGCAGCCUCCGGGGGCAUUGUCGCCAGUGUCUUGCCUAACCCCCAGCAUGCCUUGGGCACUCUUCUUGCUAGCUAUGUGUUAUGGGGCGUUGGCGUUCCGUUGGCCAUGAUGAUCAUUGGGAUUUAUCUCAUGCGGUUGAUGCUGCACAAACUGCCCGCCAGAGCCAUCAUCGUGAGCACCUUUCUGCCUUUGGGGCCGCUGGGUCAAGGUGGAUUUGGGAUCCAAAAACUGGGAGAUGUCGCCCAGAAAGUCUUUCCUCAAACCCAGACGCUGCGCGCGGGCGCUGGGGACGUUCUCCACGACGUGGGUGUGCUCCUCGGUCUUCUGCUCUGGGGAUUUGGGCUACUGUGGCUUUUCUUCGCCGUUGCUUCGAUCCUCUAUGUCCGACGAUUCCCCUUCAAAUUGGGUUGGUGGGCAUUUACUUUCCCUCUGGGGGUCUUUUCAACUUGCACUGUUCAGCUGGGGCGGGAGCUGCCGUCUCGGUUCUAUGCAGUACUAGGCACAAUAUUAUCCCUGUGUGUGGUCUUAUUAUGGAUUCUGGUAACAUGCCUGACCAUCAACGGCAUCUUGGAUCGGACUCUGUUUGUGGCAUCGGACCUGGCGGCUCUGCAAGACAAGCGGCGCCGGAUGAGCAGGCAAGAAGAAACGAAACUAGCACUUCAUGAACGCAAAGCGGCGAUCCCCGGCCAGCGCCAUCCUGAGUGA